This is a messenger RNA of Durio zibethinus, 789 nucleotides long. RefSeq lists its product as uncharacterized. The record is from RefSeq and is a predicted model, not a curated record. NCBI's taxonomy places the organism in Eukaryota, Viridiplantae, Streptophyta, Magnoliopsida, Malvales, Malvaceae. Gene Ontology annotation, biological process: maturation of 5.8S rRNA.
AGAAAACAGAGCAAAACAAAAUUGAGUUUCUCAGAACCCUCGUUUUCCCUUCCUCUGUUUCCCUCUGACAAAAAGAGUAAAGGGAUAAAUAUAACCAAAAUAGUAAUUCACUUAUCUUUAAUUCCAAGUGUGUUUUUGACAUUGGAGGAAAGUUUGGCGGCUAUAAUGGCGAAGCGAGAGCUCUCCAGUACUUUGAGAGGCUUGAAGUUCAUGCAAAGGGCAGCUCAGAGAGAGGAGAAAGUUAAGAAAGAAGAAGAGGUUAAACCUGAAGGCAGUAGUACUAUUACUAGAAAAUGUGUGGUCAUUAUGGAAGGGGAUCCCCAUCCAGGAGCAAUUGUUGGGCGGAUGUCAUUUCAAAGUUUCAAUCCGUCUAUUGAUAAACUGAAUGAAGAAGCAUCAAAUGUGUGUCGGCCAGAUGCCUCUGGUGGAAGAUCUUUGUCUGGUGAUAAUGGAUCUGCAUCUGAAGCAGCUGACUGCUCAAAAGUCAGUACAGAUAAUGGAGACCUUAAGAGAAAACAGUCUAACAUAGAUUCUGACCCACAGUAUCCAAAUAAAUCACCUAAAGAUGGUCAUGGAGUUCAACUUUCAUCAAGCACUAGUAAAGUCUCCUCCAAAAAGCAGUCAAAGCGUGAGAAACUGGACUGGAAUGUUCUCAGGCCACCAAAGUCUAGUAGGUGAUCAUAAUUAGGAAAUUGUGUUCACCAUUAUGAGCCCAUUAAUAUUUCUUUUCAAGUCCUAUAAUUGAAUAUGUAACCCUGUUGUCAUAUUAUUGAAGCUCAGCUUUCUUAA